Fragaria vesca subsp. vesca is the source of this 1543-nucleotide messenger RNA. RefSeq names its product kelch repeat-containing protein At3g27220-like. Lineage: Eukaryota; Viridiplantae; Streptophyta; Magnoliopsida; Rosales; Rosaceae. The coding region runs from base 131 to 1381 and encodes 416 amino acids. Gene Ontology annotation, molecular function: protein binding. The record is from RefSeq and is a predicted model, not a curated record. The transcript is spliced from 7 exons.
UUCUAUGUAUAGCUUCUUCCUCUUCUUCUGUGCUUCUCAGAGCAAGCGCGUAAUGCCUAGUUCCAACACUCCCACACUAAACCCAACUCGAUUCAUACAUUGAUUUGAUUCAUAGAUACAUAUAGUGAGUAUGGCUAGAGCAGCAGGGAAGCACACAUCGGCUCGUCUGGUGUUGAUUUGCGUUGGCCUUCUGGGUGUUGCUCUCAUUGCUGAUUUCCUCUGGGCUUCUUCUUCUUCUCGUUUUGCUCUCAUUUCCCCAAAUUGGGCUCCCCCUGUCUCGAUCCUCACCCCCAUAACCAAACCCAACAAGGGAGUUGACAGCCAAAAGAACAAUACUGCUAUUGGGAGGGUUUUAUCUGCAACUUUUGCCGACUUGCCUGCACCAGAACUAGAAUGGCAAAAGAUGGCUGCUGCACCUGUUCCUCGUUUGGAUGGGGCUGCUAUACAGAUUAAGAAUCUUCUAUACGUGUUUGCUGGAUACGGUACAAUUGAUUAUGUACAUUCACAUGUGGACAUCUACAAUUUCAGUGAUAAUACAUGGGGAGAACGAUUUGAUAUGCCAAAAGAAAUGGCACAUUCGCAUCUAGGAAUGGUAACCGAUGGAAGGUACAUAUAUAUUGUAAAUGGACAGUAUGGGCCACAGUGCAGAGGGCCCACAUCCCAUACAUUCAUCCUUGAUACUGAGACAAAGAGGUGGCAGAGUAUGCCCCCUUUACCAGUUCCAAGGUAUGCACCGGCAACUCAACUUUGGAGAGGUAGACUCCAUGUAAUGGGUGGUAGCAAGGAGAAUCGACAUACACCUGCAGUGGAUCAUUGGAGUCUUGCUGUGAAAGAUGGAAAAUCAUUAGAAAAGGAAUGGAGGACUGAAGUGCCUAUUCCCAAGGGAGGUCCUCAUAGGGCUUGUAUAGUUUAUAAUGAUCGUCUUUAUGUUAUGGGUGGUCAAGAGGGUGAUUUCAUGGCAAAACCUGGAUCCCCUAUUUUCAAGUGCUCUCGUAGGAAUGAGGUUGUGUAUGGCGAUGUUUACAUGCUGGAUGAUGAAAUGAAGUGGAAAAUGUUACCUCCUAUGCCUAAGCCAGAUUCCCAUAUUGAAUUUGCCUGGGCUAUUGUUAACAAUUCUGUUAUUAUUGUUGGAGGCACAACAGAGAAGCACCCUGUAACUAAGAAGAUGGUUUUGGUUGGAGAAAUGUUCCAGUUUAACUUUGAAACUCUGAACUGGUCAGUCAUUGGGAAACUGCCAUUUCGAGUUAAAACCACACUAGUGGGUUUCUGGAAAGGGUGGUUGUAUUUCACAUCAGGACAACGGGAUAAAGGACCAGAGGAUCCAGCACCAAAGAAAGUGAUCGGAGAACUGUGGAGAACAAAAUUAAACCUGGGCUUGUGAUGAUUCCUGUUGAUUCUUAGAAAUUCUGCCAGUCUGACCGUCUGUAUAUCAUAGCAAAUUCAAAUAUGAUUCAAAAAUAAUCUUGCAACAACUCUAAUUACUUAUAUAAUUCUUUGAUCUUUCACGAACUGUAAUUUUAAUCGUUAAAAGCACACUUCUGUU